This is a messenger RNA of Cydia pomonella (codling moth), 3434 nucleotides long. RefSeq names its product zinc finger protein 433-like. Lineage: Eukaryota; Metazoa; Arthropoda; Insecta; Lepidoptera; Tortricidae. The record is from RefSeq and is a predicted model, not a curated record. Gene Ontology annotation, cellular component: nucleus. Gene Ontology annotation, molecular function: DNA-binding transcription activator activity, RNA polymerase II-specific; RNA polymerase II cis-regulatory region sequence-specific DNA binding; zinc ion binding. The transcript is spliced from 13 exons. Bases 313 to 2334 code for a protein of 673 amino acids. Gene Ontology annotation, biological process: regulation of transcription by RNA polymerase II.
CUACGUUCUAAGAAACGAGUCUAAUGAUUGAGCGUCACAGUAUAGUCGGUCGUUCAGUUUUGCUGAUUCUAUUAUUUUCCACUGUGAUGUUAAGGAAAUUACUAGUAUAUUGGGCUUGAUCCGGAAAGGUCACAAAAAUAUAUGUAGUUAAAUUUAUUUUCUCAACAUACAUUUACAAAAACAUCGCUCAACAUAAUAGUAACCAGACUGAAAUUUAUUUGCAUUUAGUGGUCUACAGUAAGCUCUUGGUAGAACUUGCGUUUAUAAUGGGUAACAAACUUCUAUAAACCAUAAUUAAGCUGAAGAACAACAAUGGAUAGCAGUUCAAGAGUGCAAUUGGUAUCUGAGGAUUUGAGCGCGUGCCGCGUCUGUUUGGCCACUAACACUAAGCUGUAUAGCAUUCCCGAUGGACUUGAAGACCAUCUUAUUCAGCUGAUGGGUGUGGAGUACUCAGAUGAUGAUGGGUUGCCGCAGCAUCUGUGUCCAUAUUGCCGGGCGCAGGUUCUAAGAUUUGCUGAUCUCCGCGCCCGCUGCCAUCGCUCACAGGCCCUGCUUAGGGAUAUGUUGAAACGCCUGACUUUUCUUUCCACAGAUGACUUACUCUUAAUAGACAGAAAUCAUCACAAACUAGCUCUAAACUUGAUGACACUUAGCGUUUACACAUUCAGCUCACUUGAAAAAAAGACUAACACUAAACCUGAAGAAAUAUGCGAAGACUCAUUUGAUGACAGGGAGGAAUUGCCUGAAACAGAAAUAGAAAUUAAAGAUGAACCUACAGAUCCUUUAAAUAACUUUACAAAUAAUAUUGAAGAGACAAUGAACCUAAAUAACAGUAAUAACCUAGAUACACCUAAACAAUUAGUCGUAGAAAUAGAUGGUUUAAACUUAGGUCAAAUCUCCGUUAAAAACUUAGAAACAGUCAAAGAAACCAAAAAGAAAUCCAAAAAGCAGGACAAAGAAGUGAAAACUAAAAGGAUAUCAAACCUACUCCGUUUUGUCGCCGGGAAAAAGAGAAAUGCGAAGCCGUUGACAAAAUGGCAACUGCAACUGCGAAGAGCGGAGAAUAACUUUUUGCCGAACUUUGAUCACGCUGAGUUUGAGUCGAAGCAUGAUUGUAAGUUGAAGAUACUGACGAUGGAAGAGCAGCUGCAGGAGAUAGAGGAACGGAAGCAGAGCAGUAAUUACUUGAAUUUGGAUUAUAAGUGUGAGCAGUGCGGGCGCGGGUUUGAGUUUGAGCAGCCGUUUAAGAAUCAUAUGGCGAAGCAUGACCCGAACAUCGGUCCGUUCGAGUGCGACGUGUGCCACAUAUACUUCCGCACGCAGUACUUGCGGCACCGCCACCUCGACUACCACAAGAUGAUGUUCCGCUGCAACCUGUGCGGGUUCGUCACCCGCGCCAAACAUUUGGCUCGGAACCACUACCUCAUGCACACCGGGAAGGUGUUCAAAUGCAAGCAAUGUGAUGCUACUUUCACUAAAAGCACCUCUUACUACGGCCACGUGCGCCUCAACCACCCUUCCAAAGACCACGUGUGCGGGAUCUGCGGGGACUCCUUCAUCGGAGCCCUGGGGCUGCGCCACCACCACGCCAAGGCGCACAAAGAGUUGUCGAAGUCGAAGUUAUCCUGCGAGUCGUGCGGGGUGCAGUUCGCGAGCUCCGAGGCUAUGAGCAGACACACGGACGGACGGACACUCUGCGACGCGUCCUUAAAGGCGUGCGCUGCGUGCGGCGCGCUGUUCGCCACGGAGGAGGCGCGCGCGGCGCACGCGCGCACGCAGCAUGAAUUCUGCUGCGAGGAGUGCGACCAGUCCUUCGUGAGCCCGAGCUCGCUGGAGACGCAUCACCAGCGCGUACACCUGCGCAUCAAGUGGCCGGCGUACGGCCGCACCAGGGAGAUGAACAAGGAGUACUACAGGAAGAUAAAAGAGAGGACGCGACUUCGAGCGCAGGUCGUCUGCGAAAUAUGUGGAGCGAAACUCGUGUCUAACGCGGCCCUGGAGAGGCACCAGCUCGGGCAGUGCAAGCGAGAGAGAAGCAGCAAGUCUUACCAGUGCCCCUCCUGCGACAAGCUGUGCGCCACCCGCCAGGGGCUGCAGCUGCACGUGACGCUACACACGGGGGAGAAGCCGCACAAGUGCUCGCAGUGCGCGCAGCAGUUCCGGCAGGCGGGCGCUCUGAAGCGGCACCACGCGACCGUGCACCUGGGCAUCGACACGCGCGUGCAGUGCGCGCAGUGCGGGAAGUACUUCUCCACGCCCUCCUCGCGGACACUGCACGUCAACACCGUGCACCUGCGCCUGCCGCCGCCCAGCAGGAGACGGCAGAAGGAAUGAACGGUUUCCAGAUUAUGACCAAAAUUACUUAAGUGCCAAUAACAUUCACACUUUCCGAUAUCGGGCCCGUAAUCAGUCCUGAUAAUCGUUUCCGUUUCAUGGAAUAUCAGUACAUCGUUAACAAUAUUUGAAGUGUAAAUAAUACACUGUCUCUAAUGUGGUUGGCAACUGUCAAAGGUUUGCAUAGAUGGCGCCAUCAUAGCUUGCCCCUGUCUCUAGUUUUGUUCUAUGAGAUUUGGCUUAAAGUACUGGAAUCCAGGUCACGAAAUUCCAAAAAAAAAAACAAGAAUUUGACACAAUUCUUGUGAUUGACAGGGCAAGCUAUGAUGGCGCCGUCUGUUUAAUACUUCGACCGGCCAACCCCAUUGCCAAAAAUGUUCAAUGUAUGGAAGGUAGAGGCAAGGAACAUAAACUCCAUAUACCAAAAAUUGUCCAACAAAAAACCAUAAAUAGCCAUAAGUGCGCUACAAUACCUAGAAUACUUGUGAAAAAAAUCUAAUCAUAGAUAGCGCACUUCACUCCGUCAAUAUCGCGUAGGUUCUUAGCUACUCUAACGCUACUCUGGAGAGAUUUGGAACUAUUAUUUAUAGCUGACAGCUGGAUAUUUUUGCAACAAUUCUGCCUAAGGAGAUUUUGUUUCUUGCUUCUACCUUCCAUAGUUCAAUGUUUGAUAUUUUUGCAUAUCGUUGGCUAAGAGUGUAAACCUGCCAAAUCCAUUUUUGAAAAUAGAGAAAUUUGUACCUAUUUUUAUAGACAUUAAAGUUAAAAAUAAAUAAAUUUCAAAAAUGGAUUUAGCGGUUUUACACUCUUAACCGACGAUACGAACCAUUUUUUUACAUUUCAAAUAUUGUAAACGAUGUGCUGAUAUUUGCUGAACGGAAAACAUUCUUCCUCGGGCCCGAAAUAUAAUCCAGACCAGCUAGCAUGACUUGCGUUGUCGCGCGCGACUCCAUAAGUCCAUACUUGAAGAGUGGGUUGUAUGGAGUCGAGCGCAACGCAAGUCAUGCUAGCGGGUCUGAUGCUAAUAUUGAAAACAUAUAAAUUAGACAUAAAUUUCCUUAUCAUGUUUUAAAUUAAUAAAUUAUUUAUAACAACUAUGA